Gossypium arboreum is the source of this 1814-nucleotide messenger RNA. RefSeq names its product NDR1/HIN1-like protein 13. Gene Ontology annotation, cellular component: plasma membrane. Lineage: Eukaryota; Viridiplantae; Streptophyta; Magnoliopsida; Malvales; Malvaceae. The record is from RefSeq and is a predicted model, not a curated record. The transcript has 2 exons. The coding region runs from base 490 to 1224 and encodes 244 amino acids.
GCCUUUGACAACAAUUAAAACAAGAACUAGUGAUUAUCUAAGUUCUUGCUCACUUCACUUACAUACCUUGCUUGAAGCAUACUUCGGGAUGCAGUUGAAUUCAAUGUGUUGCAGAUGCCAAAAUACUACAGUAUAAGUAAAAGGAGAAAAAAAGAAAGAAAAGGAAACAAGUAGAAGACAAAAGUAGAAAGAGUUCCCGCGUGAAUCCCUGCCACCCGUACCUGUACCAAACUCCUCGUUUCCUAUAAGUGACAAAUCUCCCUUCUUUACCAUUCUUCUAUUCACCCAUUUGUUUUAGAUACCCUGCAAGUUUUUUUUUUUUUUUUUCUCUUUCUUCCCUCGCAGUUUUAGGCUUUUUAGUUCCUGGCCUGGCCUGUAGACCUGAUCCGAUCCCAACAAAUUUUCUUUUGUUCUAUUCUUUCACCCUCGAUCACAAAUCUCUUCAGAUCUCUGUACCAAUCGAUCAUUCGGCAUUGCAAUCGAUAAGCAAUGUCGGAACCCCCAGUGAAACCGGUUCUCCAAAAGCCACCUGGAUACAAAGACCCAAGCUCCCCGGCCGGUCAGCGUCGGUUCAGACCACCGCCACGGAAACCUGUUCUCCCACCUUCUUUCCAUCCCAAGAAAAGAAAGACUAGUUACGGUCGUGCUUGUUGUUGCUGUUUCUGCAUCUUCUUUUUGAUCUUCCUUCUCCUCAUUCUCAUUUGCGGCGCUGUUUUCUACCUUUGGUUCGACCCUAAAUUACCCGGCUUUCACAUCCAAUCAUUCCGGAUCUCCCGCUUCAACGUCACCAAAAGACCCGACGGAACCUACCUCGACGCCAGAACGACGACGAGACUCGAAGUGAAGAACCCAAACGGAAAGAUGAUUUAUUAUUACGGAGACAUGGAGGUUGAGGUCAGCUUAGGGGAAGGCGGGUAUGAGACCGAAUUGGGAACGACGACGGUGCCGGCGUUCACCAUGCUGGAAAAGAACACCAGGAGUUUGAGAGUGGAGACAAAAGCGAGUAACAAGCUAGUGGUUGAUGAGGUUGGUAAUAAGCUCAGGGCUCGGUACCGAAGCAAGAGUUUACCCGUGAACGUGGAGGCUCGGACCAAAGUUGGAGUAGGUGUGGCGGGGUUGAAGAUCGGCAUGGUCGGGGUGACCGUUAAGUGCGAUGGAAUGUCCAAGAAACAACUUGACGGUGGUGACAUGCCCAAAUGCGUCAUCAACAUGUUAAAAUGGUAACAAAGCGUCAAACUUGUCGUUAUAAUAUGUUACUGUGUUAGGCUUCGUUUGCAGGCUGGAUGAGAAUCUCUUCCCCUUGGGUUUAUUCUGUCAUUUUGUCUUUUAAGUUUCCUUUGAUUCGCCAAGGAAAAAAAAAGAUUUCUUUUAUUCAAUUAUUUAUUCUCAAUGAUAAGCUUCAAUGUGUGAUGGAAAUCGUUGCUUUGGCUGCAGGCUCAACAUUCAUUGACACAAAUCACAUGCGUCAAAGUUUUCAAUCGUAAGAAGGAUUUGUUCAUUUGAUCAAUCGGGGUGUAAUUCAUGAAUAUUUUGUAUCCCACAUUGGAUUGUAUUGUAGCAAUUAGUUUUGUCUUUCCUUUAUUUUUUUUCACUUAUUUUUUUUCAGUAUAUAACUAUUUAUUCAUACAUUACACUAUACUUUUGGAAAAUAAAAAAAAGGGGAGAGAUCCCACGUCAAAGAGUUAUCAUCUAUAUCACAUAGUAAAAGGCCUAACGUGCUUCCAUGUCUGAACUUUGGCUUCUUGUGAUGUAACGGAAUACAUGUAAUAAGUUCAACUUUUUAUUAUUUAUUGGGGGUUUUAACUAUUUGUUUA